Notothenia coriiceps (black rockcod) is the source of this 2469-nucleotide messenger RNA. Its product is annotated as serine palmitoyltransferase 2-like. The coding region runs from base 83 to 400 and encodes 105 amino acids. Gene Ontology annotation, biological process: sphingosine biosynthetic process; ceramide biosynthetic process. Gene Ontology annotation, cellular component: serine palmitoyltransferase complex. Lineage: Eukaryota; Metazoa; Chordata; Actinopteri; Perciformes; Nototheniidae. Gene Ontology annotation, molecular function: serine C-palmitoyltransferase activity. The transcript has 3 exons. The record is from RefSeq and is a predicted model, not a curated record.
CUCUCUGUUUAUCUUCCCAGGUGCUGACCGCCUCAGACAGCUUUCAGAGAACACCACCUACUUCCGCAGAAGACUCUGCGAAAUGGGCUUCAUCAUCUACGGCAACGACGACUCGCCUGUAAUCCCCUUGAUGCUUUACAUGCCUGCCAAAAUAGGGGCGUUUGGUCGGGAGAUGUUGAAGAGAAACAUCGGCACGGUGGUCGUCGGAUUCCCAGCGACACCCAUCAUCGAGUCGAGGGCGCGCUUCUGCCUUUCUGCCGCCCAUACCAGAGAAAUGCUAGACACAGCGCUGGAUGCCGCUAAUGAAGUGGGCGACCUACUGCAGCUGAAGUACUCCAGACGUGAGCAGCCUCGUCCCUCGCUUGGAUGGAUGUCCGAAGAAAACCUGUUUCAGGAUUGAGCCACAUCCUCUCGCUUCCCUCCACCCAACUUUACUGUUCCUCCCUUACUUCAUAUUUUCUUGCCUGAUAUCACUGAUCUUCCUCUGAGCCAGUCUCUCAACCUCUACUGGGCCAUAUCACCUCACAUCCCACUCCAAUGGGCUCGCCAGAACCUAAGUCUCAAUAGGUCGCUUAAAAACAUGCACAUUAGCAUCACUCGAUAGCAUGCGUGCAGUUUGUGAACUGUAUGUCCCUCCUAACUUGUUUUUGACCACAACGUCAAGUCUUAUAACUGUGUGCACAUUGAAUGUGUCUGAUUUGUGCAAUAAUAACUAGGAAUAUAUUUGUUAUCAAACAAGUACAUCGAUAUAUGUCACGAUUUCAUACUCGUGCACUUGGAAAAAGAAAAAACUAAUCAUAGCUAAUGCUACGAUGAACACAAGAGGAAAAAAUAUAUAUGUGUAAAUAUUAUUUAUCCCCAUGUUGGCAAUGCUGCCUUAGGGUGGCAUCCCAGACCUCAAAGAGAUACACAAAAUAAUGAAGGAGUAACAUUAGCACAUGUACUCCAUAUGUAUUUAUCUAAAAGGCUUCUUUUUCUACUUUUACUUGAAGAGAGUAUAGAAUAUCGGGGUUCUUUCCCUAACCAAAAAGGAUGUAUAUGUAUAGAUAUGUUUCGUACCUUUUUCUCUUAGAAAUGCAAUGCAGAUGUCCCACAAGAAAAUAUUAAACAGGGGAAGAAUCCCAGGGGAGCAGGAGUAAGGAUCAUUUUUACUGCUUAUUUCCUACAAAUAUGUGUAAGCCUUAUUUACUGUUUACACCUGCACUCAAAGGCCCAGUGUCUUUAACAUUUCUGUAAGCUAAUUAGCUACACGUGUGAUUUAUUUAAAAAAAAUCCUUCUCACUCAAGUGCUUUCAUGUGAAUCGGCGCAGAGCACAUUGCCUCGCUGUGACUUAGAUCUGUAUGUAUGACGACGAUGCAGCCAUGCCCGUCUGACUUAUAGAUCGCUUUAUUUAUUUUGAAAUGUCUUAAUCAUCUUAUUUUUGUGAAGGAAAAAAAAGGUUUUUAUCCGGAAGGCAGCUCCAAAUGUGUCUUAGUGUGCGUUUAAACUGAUACUUCUUAUCUUCGGUGCCAGCACUACUGAUAGGCAUUGUGAAUGCACAGAUGAAGUAGUCACUGGAAGAUAUGGAACUAUGCUUCAAAUGUCAUUGUCUUUGCUUCGUCUUCUGGAAUGACAUUCCAUUUCAACCUGCUUUUAGUGUCAAGUGUUUUAAGUUUUUGUCUGACUUUUCUUGUGUGAGGUCACCCCAAACAUGGCGCACAUGCCACUGUUCAUGUGCGUUUUUUAUGUUCUACCACUAAAUUGAUGUGAAUUGGAGUGAAGCCAGUCAGAAAGCUGGUCAUCGCCUGGCUAUGUGACCAUUCCUACAUAUGUUCAUCAAAGUGAUACAACUCAAAUCAAGUUUAAACAAGCUUGAGUUGAUGUUUUGUGGCAUUUUAGCACAGCAUGCUAACUGUUUGGGGUUUCUUUUUUACUGUAAAUUCAAUUCAUUCCAACAUUGCUGUUGUUUUAUUUCCACAGACAAUGUCUUGAAAUAAUGACUCUGUGAUGCUUUUAAUAAAUAUAAUAUAAAAGGUGGAACACAUGACUAUGAUCUGGAAUUGCACUCUUCAGAAAUAUGCUCUGACAUAAUAAAAAAAAAUCGUCAAAGUUUCCUCUCAAGCUGUCUGAAGCACUAUGCAGCAUGUUAAGUCUCUACAUUUCUGCCUAUGGAGGCACAAUUGUAAUUGCAACCAGCAACGUGAAUGUUUCUCUCAGCCAGGUUUCCCUCAUUGAAACUGAGGAAUUGAACUCGAGAGAGUUUAUAAAAAUGUUUGGAACUCUUUGAUGUAAUGUUUCCCGCCUGCCUUCCACAAAUACCUGCGAACUGACCUGCAUUGACCGCUGCAAACAUGCUUAUCAGUUGCUUUUGCCCUUGGAAUUGUAUAUGGGUUGAAGAUAAACCACUUAGAAGAGUUUGCAAAACCAUGAUGUUUGUUGACCAUGCUGUUGGAAACAGGGCUGCGAAGAUUAAAUCACUUUCUUUGUAU